Molecule: messenger RNA, 1734 nt
Organism: Alternaria burnsii
Lineage: Eukaryota; Fungi; Ascomycota; Dothideomycetes; Pleosporales; Pleosporaceae
Exons: 5
Coding region: 1-1734 (577 amino acids)
Source: RefSeq, a predicted model, not a curated record
AUGUUAGACGCACCAGCUGACGAUUGGAACAGCUACAACUCUGCAAUAUUCAGCUCCCUUCCUUCCAACAGCUAUUGGGCGAUAUCAACGAGCGAGUCUUUUAUUACAGACUCAAGCUGUUUGAACUGUCCUGAGAUUACCGGCGAGUUUCCUUCCGUACUGCAUCGCCUUUGGAACAAUGCAAGCACCGGCACGCUCGAAAGGCUUGAUCCCGCCGAAUGCAUAGCCAGGUACGCAACGAGUAUCCAAUUCGCUCAGCGCAACGUCCUGCUUGUUGCCAGCGAUGACCAGGUCCCACCUCCGAAUGAGAACCCACUUAUAAAUGGCUCUCAUGCCUAUGUGCGAUGGAAGUUCAGUGCCAUGAGCGCAAUGGCGCGUGAUACGGCUCGCAACUCCUUUGACUGGAUAUGUUCAGGCAUGGAUGCUAAGAGACCGUGCUCGCUUGGAAUCGAUGCUAUUCGAGACUCAUCUGCUGAGUCGUGGCUCAUGGGACCCGGAGCAGGAUGGCCCGUCAAGUACUGUCUUAGCGAAAGGGCUGAUCCAACCUGCAAGCUCCAUUUCGAACCGACUAUCGGCACUAUCGUCACAAUACUCAACUUCGUCAAAGCGGGCGUCAUGUUUUACGUAGCGUUCUUCGUUGGAGACGAGCCACUCAUGACAAUGGGCGACGCAGUCGCAUCCUUCCUGGAAAGACCGGAUCCUACAAGCAAAAACAGGUGCCUCUGGGCCUUUGCAAAUCAAAGAAUGUUCAGAGACGGCAAAGGUAUCAAGCAUCAUAGAGUAGGCCCGCAACGCUGGAUCUGUCCACAAUAUCGAUGGAGGGAUGCUACUAGUCCAGAACGCCGCGUCGUCACGAUCUUCAUGUUCUUGCUUGCUCUCUCGGUUGUCACCGCAUUCUUAGCCGUCGGAAUCACAGCCUUGCCACCAGGCAUAACAAUCUCACAGCUUGACUUCGUUGGCCUUGAUCCAAGCUCCGCCAUCGACAUGCGCAAUUUUCCAGAUUCCCUCGUGCUCAAGGUCGUGCUCGCCAAUUCGCCUCAGCUCGUAUUCUCUUUGCUCUACUUUUCUUACAAUGCACUCUUGACCGCCAUGCUCAUGGGCUAUGAAUGGGUAUCGUACGCCCACAAACGAAAAGGCCUUCGGGUAUCGCACCAGCCCAAGGGCGCUCAGCGCUGCACCUACUUCCUUCAAUUGCCAUACCGGUUCAGCAUACCACUUCUCUUACUAAGCGCUAUCUUGCACUGGCUCGUCUCUCAAAGUUUAUUCCUCAUGUCCAUUGAUUUUUACGACAGUCUUGGCAGGCCUGGCGACAAUGAUCCAUACAACAACAAGUUCUUCGGAUACCAAACAGUGGGCUUCUCGCCGCCUGCUAUUAUCGCUGUUUUGGUGUGUGGUGGGCUAAUGACGAUUAGCAUCGUAGUCUUGGGUCAUGUACCGUACAGGCGCGGCAUGCCUGUCGCAGGCAGCAGCAGCAUGGCCAUCAGUGCGGCGUGUCACUUGACGGCUGAAGCUGGAGCAAACGAGGGCACUGCGUCGAGUGAAAAAUUGCAAUGGGGUGUUGUGGCCAGGGCAGACAAUGGCCCUGGGCAUUGCGCAUUCUCGCCCAGAUCAGUAGAAGCGCCCGUCAAGGGCAGGGUGUACUGCCUCGCUAACGUUGUCGUGAAUGCAGUUGUGCAAAACAAGAGAAAGGGAGAGAAGUACAGAGAGGACACCACUAUCGUGCGUGAUGUUUAG